This is a messenger RNA of Centropristis striata (black sea bass), 3282 nucleotides long. It is a transcript of the gene kcnk5a, whose product is annotated as potassium channel, subfamily K, member 5a. Gene Ontology annotation, biological process: stabilization of membrane potential; potassium ion transmembrane transport. The coding region runs from base 278 to 1867 and encodes 529 amino acids. Gene Ontology annotation, molecular function: potassium ion leak channel activity. Lineage: Eukaryota; Metazoa; Chordata; Actinopteri; Perciformes; Serranidae. Gene Ontology annotation, cellular component: membrane. The record is from RefSeq and is a predicted model, not a curated record. The transcript is spliced from 5 exons.
UGGACAUAAUACUACUGCAGCUGCGGCUCCACGCGCGCUCAUCCCCGCUUUAUGACUACUUUUAUCCUGUUAUGUCUGGAGCCCAAUGCUGUCAGCAGCGGCACAUUUCAUGCAUUUUUCAGGGCCCUCGCGCGGAGGAAGAAACUUUUCGUAAACCAAAAGACUUGCUAAGAAUGAGUCGCGAAUAACUCCGGGUAUUGUUGUUAUCUACCCUCUCCUUUCUUUCUCUCUUCUCCCCCUGUCCCGCGCUCUCCAAGUUGAGUCAUUGUACAUAAGUAUGGUAGAUAAAGGCCCCUUGUUGACUUCUGCCAUUAUUUUUUACCUGUCCAUUGGGGCAGCAAUUUUUCAAGUUCUGGAGGAGCCCAAUUGGAAGCAGGCUGCAAAGCAGUAUAGUGACAAGAAGGAUAAAAUACUUGAGGACUAUCCCUGUCUGACGAAAGAUGAUUUGGACAAAAUAUUAGAGGUGGUGUCUGAUGCUGCAGGCCAAGGGGUCACUAUAACUGGCAGCAAGACCUUCAACAACUGGAACUGGCCAAAUGCCGUUAUCUUUGCUGCCACUGUUAUCACCACGAUCGGAUAUGGAAACAUCGCCCCCAAAACGUCAGCAGGCCGUGUAUUUUGUAUCUUCUACGGACUGUUUGGUGUGCCUUUAUGUCUUACCUGGAUCAGUGAGCUAGGAAAGUUCUUUGGAGGCAGAGCCAAGCACCUGGGACAGUUUCUCACCAAAAAAGGAUUCUCACUGAGAAAGGCUCAAUUUACCUGCACAGCUAUAUUUCUGCUCUGGGGUGUGCUGGUCCAUCUAGUCCUUCCACCUUUUGUAUUUAUGUCCCAAGAGGGUUGGACAUAUAUUGAAGGCUUGUACUUCUCAUUUGUCACCUUGACCACAAUUGGAUUUGGGGACCUGGUAGCAGGUGUAGAACCAAAUAAAGAAUACCCAACUCUGUACCGUUACUUUGUGGAAGUGUGGAUUUAUCUGGGGUUGGCCUGGCUUUCUUUGUUCUUCAACUGGAAAGUACGGAUGGUGAUUGAGGCCCACAAGGCACUGAAGAAACGCCGCAAGCUGCGCAAGCUAUCUCUUGAUGAGCUCCGGCACUACAAGGAGUCUCACAAGGCCUCCCUUCGUUUGCCACCUACUCCUAAUGAUGUCAACAUCUUCAGCUUCCUGUCCAAGAAGCAGGAAGGCUACAAUGACUUGAUAAAGCAGAUUGGCACCAAAAAAGAUGGUAGAAGAAGCAACAGUAGUAAUGCAAACACCAUCAAUAAAUCCAAAGAUAUCGGUCGUUCCAAGAGUUGCAACGAUGCUCCCAUCUUUAAUGGUCACACCAUCCUUAGUCUGGACCGUUCACCGCGCCAAAAGAGACGCUAUAGUUUUAGCGAUCGCGUCACUGUUGCUUUCUCAAAGUCCAAGAACUACCUCCUGGGCUCAGACAACGGUUUGCUGCUUACAGAGGACCAAGUAGAGGGCGACCUAGACCUUGACCCCAGCCAAAUGUACGAGAACCAGCUUGACAAGGACGUUGAAUUGGAGAACGGAGGGAUGGGCGACUGUGGAGCAGGGGGUCGAAGGGCGUGGGACUCUAAGGAGUACCAUCCUCUGACAUUCCAAAAUGCAAACAUUACUUUUAUAGAUGAGGAGAACUUUCUCAGUAAUAACUUGGAAGAAGAGGAUGACGAUGACGAUGAUGACGCUGAUUCUAAAGCAAAACUAUCUAUUACUACAUGUGAUGAAAACAUUGAAACAAACUCCAAGGAAGAGCAGAUUUCAGAAUCUGAAGGAUCUGUGUUCACUAGUGAUGGUUCAGAGCACAGCCACUCCUAUGAGAAACUUGUAGAAGAAUAUGCAAAGGAAGAAAAUACAGAAUCUUGAGAUAUCACAGUCUUGAACUAUGUAAAGUCAACGCAUCAUCCAGGUCCUUUGAUGUUGACUUGGUUGCCAUUGAAGUAUAUGUAUUCUAAUGUGAAUUGUUUGAAUGAAUAUCAGGAUUCCCAUUGCACAUUUGGGGGUCUGAUGAUGAAAGACUGCAAAGCCAAGAUCAAAUUUCAAAUACAUUUUAUGUUCGAAUCUGGGGAAUGAAAAUCAACAUCAUGUUGAGGUUCCUUAAAACUCUUGAUCAUCUUGAUGAAUAUGGACUACAGAGCACGAACCCCAUGAGUAUUUAACAUCUACUCUAUUUAUGUCUUUUUGUAUGGUUUGAGAAACUGAAUGCCACACAUGUAUUGUAAUGUUCCAACCAAGAACUAUUUACCAUGAGUUAUUUUUUUUCUACUCAUAGGCUGAUAAGAAAUUCUAUGUGGAAAUGUGUUUGAUCUCCAUAGUUUCUUCUAUGCAUAUUCACCAUAUUGGUGCUUUUUAUAAUAUUUAUUUAAAAAAUGAAGGACACAGUAGCUUUUAUUCAAUGGCGACAUGGGUUUAUAUGUCACCCAUUGCACAAUUCCACCAAAAUGAGGACAGUUCGGAGUCCAUUUCAGUGCAGACUGUCUUUUUAGAGCCUGAGCCAAACAUUUGUCCUUAAAGAAAAUGAAGGGGGUUAAGAGCCAAUUCUCCUUUUUUUUUCUUUUCUUUUUUUUUUCUUUUUUGAAGUCCUUGAUCACUUGUUGUGUCUGAGAUUUCUGUAUAUUUUGACUGUGAGCAAUAGAAUUAUGACUGCACUAGAGGUUAUCAGUGAUGCAAAGCAACAUCUAGAUAUCUAGAACCAACUGAGAAACUAUGAAAGGAAUCUAAUUAAUUCCAUGAACGGAGAACAGUUCAUGGCAAAUCUGAAUUUCCCGCCAGAGAGACGGAUUGUUUUUUGCCUUUUUUGAACACUUUUGUCCCAAACUGCUAUUAGAAAUGCUUUGGUAAUGAUCCCCAAUACCCUCAAACUGGUUUCGUGAAAAAUUACAGUUUUUUGCUGCAGACAACAGGUCAAGUGCCAAUCUGUGGCUUCUGGGCAUAAUGGAAAACCUUUACAGCAAGAAUAUUCUCACUUCUUGUCUCUUUAGCACCCUUUGACUUCAUUGUAUUUGCCAUGUAAAUAUUGGCUGAAAGCCCGACAGUAGCCACAAACACAGCUUUGCUUAGGACAUGGCCUUGCUGCUCAUGUUUGCCUUUGGGGGCUUGCACUGGCAUGAAAGACUGAAGUACCGCAUGUGACAGGCAUCCAAGGUUAACCUGAAACCGAUCAAUGCUCUCUUGACGUAUGUUUCAGUCAUGAGACAUAAAGUCGACGGUACUGGUGCUCUUAACUACUGCAUUAUGUUCCUCCACAAAACUGUAAACUUGGAACUAAAAUCUAAUGUGCA